Messenger RNA from Arabidopsis lyrata subsp. lyrata, 1862 nucleotides. RefSeq lists its product as uncharacterized. The transcript has 3 exons. NCBI's taxonomy places the organism in Eukaryota, Viridiplantae, Streptophyta, Magnoliopsida, Brassicales, Brassicaceae. The coding region runs from base 293 to 1762 and encodes 489 amino acids. The record is from RefSeq and is a predicted model, not a curated record.
CGUUAACAAACGGCGUCCCCUGUCUUAAAUUACGAGUUUUGUCAAAAGUCUUUCCUCUUUCUCGCUUCUCUCAAAAAUUUGGGAUCAUUUUGAUAGGAGCGACUCUGUUCCUUCGCCGCCGAUACUCACUCUUAUUCAUCGGAUUUGUUCCUCCGGUGGGAUUGUAGCUCUCCAUGUGUUGUAGUAGUGUCUCUUAGGCCAAUGUUUUGGAGCUUAUAGACAAAUUCCGUGAAAACUUUGAGGGUUUUGAUUCGCCCACUGUAUCUGCUAGGGGGCCGCCUGUGGAAGAAAUAUGGGUGAGACUCUCAUCACCACCCUGUCUAUGGAGAACUAUCACCCGUCAACACUACUAUCCAUGGAUUCAGGUGCUUUUACUCAUGAAGAAUCAGAGAGGGAUAUAAAUCGGUCGCUCCUACUUACUGGACCGCCUGAUAUUAAUCUCCCACUCUCAUCUGAAGCAAGCCCAUCUCUGCUUUUGUGGAACGAACACUGUGACAUCUUAGACGUUGGACUCGGCCCUCAGCUAUAUGAGCCUGAGGCUGUUGUUCAUGUGCCUAAGGUUGCUAAGAAGUACAACAAGCGUGUUGAUAGUGCAUGGGGUGCUUGGCUUUUCUUCAGUUUCUACUUCAAACCUGUUUUGGAUGAGAAGUCCAAAAGUAAGUUAACGAGGGACAGCAAUGGCUUGUCCGGGUAUGAUAAAUCUGAUUUGCAGCUCGACUCCUUCUUGGUUCAGCAUGACAUGGAGAAUAUGUACAUGUGGGUGUUCAAGGAAAAGCCUGAAAAUGCCCUUGGCAAGAUGCAGCUUAGGAGUUACAUGAACGGACACUCACGCGAGGGUGAACGUCCUUUCCCUUUUAGUGUGGACAAAGGUUUUGUCCGCUCUCAUAGAAUGCAGCGGAAACAUUACCGUGGUCUCUCUAACCCACAGUGCCUCCAUGGAAUCGAAGUUGUUUAUUCACCCAACCUUUCUGUACUCAACGAGGAUGAAAAGAAGAAGUGGACAGAACUCACAGGUCGAGAUGUGAACUUUGCUAUUCCAGCUGAAGCUAGUGAUUACGGUUCAUGGAGGAAUCUCCCAAACACGGAAUUUGAGGCUGAGCGACCUCUUCCUCUGGUUAAAGCUAAUGGGCACACCCACCUGAAAAAGCUGAACGGUACCUGUCUGAACCUGUCUACACAUUCCCCAGACCAUGCAGUUGAUACAGUGGAAGUUCAACCCGCUGGUAGCAAUAAACGCAAAAGGGAUUGUCUUGCUCUAGGAAACUGCGAUGACUCGAGCUCAAGUGAGAAAUCUCUGGACAUGAAAAUUCAUGCAACGGAGCUACCUUGGUCAAAUGAUUUCAGCGGGGUGAUAAAAAAUGUCUAUGGUCCAGUCACAGCCGCAAAAACAAUAUAUGAAGACGACAAAGGGUUCUUGAUAGUUAUGAGCCUACCGUUUGUUGAUUCGGGGAGGGUGAAAGUGACAUGGAGGAAUACACCAACACAUGGAAUAGUGAAGAUAUCAUGUGUAAGUACAGCAUGUGAGCCAUUCAUCAAGAGACAUGAUAGAACAUUUAAGCUAACAGAUCCAACACCAGAGCAUUGCCCACCGGGAGAAUUUGUCCGCGAAGUCUCCCUGCCGAACAGGAUUCCAGAUGACGCAACACUUGAAGCUUACCGGGACGAAACAGGAACAACACUAGAGGUUUUAGUGCCUAAACACCGAAUGGGACCAGAGGAGCAUGAGGUUCGCGUCUGUCUCCGUCCGUUCGUGCUAGAGUGAGAUUGUAGCGCAUAACUUCUUUAAGGAUUUUAUUGGUUCAUAUGUAUCAUUGGAUUAUUCACAUUUAAUAAUAUUUCCCCCAUUUCAUUGUGUUCUUAAA